UGGGUAGCGAUCUCCCUCUGCAGCCUGCCGAUGAAGAACGUGGCCAGCAGAAACUUCUCCGCAACUCCAUCUCCACCUGCAUCUGCAGGAAGUCCAGUUCGCUGGACCGAUGCCGUCUGGGCUGUGAUUAUCGAGUACACUCAAAACACGACCCUACAUGGCUACCGGUACCUCACCGAGAAACGGAGACACUGGAUGGAAAGGCUCCUAUGGGCGGUCGUGCAAGUGGCGGCGGGCGUGUGGUGCGCGCGCUACAUCCUGGCCGUGUACCGCGACUACCAAGACACGCCGACCGCCACUACCGUCGAGUCCACCACGCACCCUAUCUGGAGCGUCCCCUUCCCCGCGCUCGCCGUCUGCAAUAUCAACAGGAUUAGCCGGGCUGCCGUUAUCGCAAUGGCUGCCAAUAUGUGA
This is a messenger RNA of Schistocerca serialis cubense, 414 nucleotides long. Its product is annotated as pickpocket protein 28-like. The coding region runs from base 31 to 414 and encodes 127 amino acids. Gene Ontology annotation, cellular component: membrane. Lineage: Eukaryota; Metazoa; Arthropoda; Insecta; Orthoptera; Acrididae. Gene Ontology annotation, molecular function: sodium channel activity. Gene Ontology annotation, biological process: sodium ion transport. The record is from RefSeq and is a predicted model, not a curated record. The transcript has 3 exons.